AUGGCCUCGACAGCCUCUUCGGUGCCGCUCCACCCUGAUGAUCACCCCCAGGAAACAGCCUUCGAAGACAUUGGCGACAAUGAUGACGCGAGCGAAAUCACAACCUCAUCACACGAAAGCCCCGCGCGCCGCGCCCUCACUGACAUUGAAAGGCGCUCGUACGGCUCCGUACAGCGCAGCCUCGGCCUCAAGCUGCCAGCCGCGACAGCCUCGGCGCGCGCCAUUGCGCCCGAUCUCCACGGCACCGGUCGCGUGACCGAGGAGGAUGGUGCCGUCGUGCAUCAGGGGAAUUAUCGCAUCGCCUACGCCAUGCGCACCCUCGCCCAUUUCUGCGCGCCUGGGUUCACUUUCUUGCUGGGCAUGGGCAUCGUGUACUUUGGCCGGUCGAGGACGAAGCUCGGAUGGUCUGCCAGCCGAAUGGUUCGGCACUUCCUUGUCAGGGCCGUCGUUUUGACGCUCGUAUCAAUGGCCAUGGGGGGCAUCAUCACGGGGGGCGCCGUGUGGGUUUUCAACAUCAUCCUGAUCGCGCUGGCCGUGGAUUAUUUUCUGGUCGGCGUGCUGUGGGUUGGACUCUCGUAUACUGAACUGGCUCUUGCAACUGUCCUAUCCCGCUGGAUUCCGGACGAAGAAGCCGAGGCACCUCUUCUCGUCAACAACCGCGACGAGAGGUUCUCUGAGAAGCCCUCAUCCCGCGCCGAGAGCAUUUCGUGGAUGUUUCACAACAUGAUCCUUCUGGUUCUGACAACUGUCACUAUCUGGUGGAACAUGUGGAUGUCCCCAACUCACGGCUACUGCCUUGCCGAAGGUGCCCCUGAGCCUAAGGGCAGCCUCUUCCUCCGCUUCUGGUUCUACCAAGUCAUGACCAUGCGGUUCCCCGGUAUCGUCUCCGGCUUCCCGCCCCUCGCUUGGAUCUCCUUUGCCAUCCUCGGCGUCCUCUACGGCCGCCUGAUCCUGCGCCGCUCCUGGUCAGCCACGACCGUCGCCUGCGCCAACCUCGCCGCCGCCCUGGCCUUUUCCGUCCUCUUCGUCCUCACGCGCGCCCUACGCUUUGGCAAUCUAUCCGAGAACUGCCUCCAGACGAGUGACCAGCUUGCGCACCCGCAAACGAACCCGUACCUGGUCUCUGUGGCCUCCUUCUUCUAUGUCGUCAAGUAUCCGAUGUGGUGGAUUCUUGCCUUCACCCUCGCCGGCACGUUCCUCCUCCUCGCCAUCUUCACGGCACUUCCCGCGUCUUUCGAAACGCGCUAUUUCAAGGUCCUGCUCGUCUUUGGCACGUCGGCCCUGUUCUUCUACGUGGCGCACAUGUUCCUGCUCUUCGCCUUCGGAGGCAUCCUCGUGGCGUUCUUCGGGCACGAGACGGACUUCAAGGACCCGAUGGGGGAGGGGCCUGGGAAGGGAAUCGACAAUGUGUGGGUAUUCUUCGCUAACUGGGUGGCCGUGUUAUUUGUGCUGUAUUUUGCCUGUAAGAGGUACAGCGCAUUCAAGAGUACCAAGGGACCUGAUUCGAUCUGGAAGUUCUUCUAG
Verticillium alfalfae VaMs.102 is the source of this 1524-nucleotide messenger RNA. RefSeq lists its product as hypothetical. The record is from RefSeq and is a predicted model, not a curated record. Lineage: Eukaryota; Fungi; Ascomycota; Sordariomycetes; Glomerellales; Plectosphaerellaceae. Bases 1 to 1524 code for a protein of 507 amino acids. The transcript has 2 exons.